Messenger RNA from Alligator mississippiensis (American alligator), 2198 nucleotides. RefSeq names its product protein phosphatase 5 catalytic subunit (gene PPP5C). The transcript has 13 exons. Bases 30 to 1520 code for a protein of 496 amino acids. Gene Ontology annotation, cellular component: cytosol; nucleus. The record is from RefSeq and is a predicted model, not a curated record. Gene Ontology annotation, molecular function: protein serine/threonine phosphatase activity; protein binding. Lineage: Eukaryota; Metazoa; Chordata; Crocodylia; Alligatoridae.
CGGUUGCCGGGGCGCUUUACGGCCCGGCGAUGGCGGAGGGCGAGCGGGCGGAGCGCGGCGGGCCCGGGCGGCCCCCGCGGGAGGCGGGCGCCGAGGAGCGCGCGGAGGCGCUCAAGACCCGCGCCAACGAGUACUUCAAAGGCAAGGACUACGAGAACGCGGUCAAGUUCUACAGCCAGGCCAUCGAGCUGAACCCCGACAAUGCCAUCUACUACGGGAACCGCAGCCUGGCCUACCUGCGCACCGAGUGCUACGGCUACGCCCUGGCCGACGCCACGCGCGCCCUCGAGCUUGACAAGAAGUACGUCAAGGGCUACUACCGCCGCGCCGCCAGCAACAUGGCGCUGGGCAAGUUCAAGGCUGCGCUGAGGGACUACGAGACGGUGGUGAAGGUGAAGCCCAACGAUAAGGACGCCAAGCUGAAGUACCAGGAGUGCAACAAGAUUGUGAAGCAGAAAGCCUUCGAGCGGGCCAUCGCCAGCGACGAACACAAGCGGUCCGUCGUCGACUCCCUCGACAUCGAGAGCAUGACCAUCGAGGACGAGUACAGUGGCCCCAAGCUGGAGGAUGGGAAGGUGACGCUGGCCUUCAUGAAGGAGCUGAUGCAGUGGUACAAGGAUCAGAAGAAACUCCACAGAAAAUGUGCCUACCAGAUCCUGGUGCAGGUGAAGGAGGUGCUCUCCAAGCUCCCCACGCUUGUAGAAACCACGUUGAAAGAGACAGAGAAGGUGACCGUGUGCGGGGACACGCACGGGCAGUUCUACGACCUGCUCCACAUCUUCGAGCUCAACGGGCUGCCGUCCGAAACCAACCCCUACAUAUUCAAUGGGGACUUCGUGGACCGCGGCUCCUUCUCGGUGGAGGUGAUUCUCACCCUCUUCGGCUUCAAGCUCCUCUACCCCGACCACUUCCACCUGCUCCGAGGGAACCAUGAGACAGACAACAUGAACCAGAUCUACGGCUUCGAGGGUGAGGUCAAGGCCAAGUACACGGCCCAGAUGUUCGCCCUCUUCAGCGAGGUCUUUGAGUGGCUGCCGCUGGCUCAGUGCAUCAAUGGUAAAGUGCUGAUCAUGCACGGGGGGCUCUUCAGCGAGGAUGGGGUGACGCUGGACGACAUCCGGAAGAUUGAGAGGAACAGGCAGCCCCCAGACUCAGGCCCCAUGUGUGACCUGCUGUGGUCUGACCCCCAGCCCCAGAACGGGCGGUCAGUGAGCAAGCGCGGCGUGAGCUGCCAGUUUGGGCCAGACGUGACGCAGCGCUUCCUGGAGCGCAACCGGCUGGACUACGUCAUCCGCAGCCAUGAGGUGAAGCCUGAGGGCUAUGAGGUGGCCCACGACGGCAAGUGCAUCACUGUCUUCUCUGCCCCCAACUACUGCGACCAGAUGGGCAACAAGGGCUCCUACAUCCACCUGCGAGGCGCCGACCUGCGGCCCGAGUUCCACCAGUUCACAGCAGUGCCUCACCCCAACGUCAAGCCGAUGAUGUACGCCAACACAUUGCUGCAGCUGGGCAUGAUGUAGCCUCCCCGUCUCCCUGCCGUGCCCCCCCGGCCAGGCCCCAGCCUGAGGGGGCAAUGUCGUUAGUUUUUUUUAAUAUAUUGGACAGAUUAUAUUUAUUCCCAGGCUCCUCUUGCCCCCCACCCAGCAGAGGGGCAGCUGGAGGGGGGGCCAAGCCAGGCUGCCUUGGGGGUGGGGGGGGGGAGUAGGGGGCAUGGGGGGGGCACUGGGGCUCGUCUUCCCUCUCACGCUAAGGCCAAGGCGGGGCGAGCAACAGAGCCAGUCUGGUGCUCCCCACAUCUGCCCCCAGCUUCUGGAAGCAAUAGGCCCCUGUUGGGGGCAGGGUUUCCAUGGGGGGAGCAGAGGGGAGGGGACUGAAAUUCUCAGGAUGCUUAUCCCCCCUCGCCCCCCCCAGCUUCCCCUGCCUCUCCCUUGGGGGGGGAUUCAGGGUACCCCCCACUUUAUUUUGGUGCCAGACAUGGACAAGAGAAACCCGGGGCGAGCCAGGAGCUCUGGGGGACCCUGUGCUGCCCCCCCAGGGCAGUGGAGGGGCAUUAUACAGCCAGGGCCCCGGUGCUGCCCCCCCUGGGCAAAUGGGGGGGUUAUACAGCCAAGGCCCUGGUGCUGCCACAUCCCCGCGCUGUUUUACUGUCUGUAAUUAAUUAAAAGAUGUUAAAAUAAAGUAAUUAUUGUAAGACUGGC